AGCUCUGUUGUCAUUUUGUGUUGACGUUUCUUUUUAUCAAGUUUUUCGCUGUUUAACUCGUGGCGUGUGUAUUCUCUAAUUUUUCUGCUUAAAUAAUUGCAAAAAGAUGCCUGCUGCUGAUACCAUAAAAUCCUCUUGGGCCGAUGAGGUGGAGCUUGAUUACGGCGGCUUGCCACCUACUACUGAGACAGUUGAAAACGGCCACAAAUACGUCACUGAAUAUAAGUACAACAAAGAUGACAAAAAGGUAAAAGUUGUGCGAACAUACAAAAUUUCCAAGGAAGUUGUGCCGAAGACCGUUGCCAAAAGACGCACCUGGGCAAAAUUUGGUGACUCCAAAAAUGAUAAGCCCGGUCCAAAUUCACAAACCACUAUGGUGUCUGAAGAGAUUUUCAUGCAAUUCCUCAACUCGAAAGAAGAAGAAAAAGCUAACGAUCCACUAUUGGAUCCCUCAAAGAAUAUUGCCAAGUGUCGUAUUUGUAAUGGUGAGCAUUGGUCAGUUAAUUGCCCAUACAAGGGUACAGCCAUGGACACAAAUUUGAUGGAAAAGAAAGCUGCUGCUGCUGCUACCGCUGUUGUUGAAGCACCUAAAUCCGGCAAAUAUGUACCACCCUUCCUUAAAGACAGCCAAAAAGGUGGAAUGGGUAUGCGUGGACGUGAUGAUACCGCCGCUAUCCGCAUUUCCAAUUUGUCGGAGUCUAUGACAGAAGCUGAUUUGGAUGAGUUGGUGAAAAAAAUUGGACAGCAUAGCAAAAUGUAUUUGGCCCGCGACAAAAACACCGGUCUCUGCAAAGGUUUUGCAUACGUGCAUUUCAAACAACGCAAAGACGCCGCUGCUGCUAUUGAGAUUCUCAACGGACACGGCUAUGAUCAUUUGAUCUUGAAUGUGGAGUGGUCGAAGCCACAAAACAACUGAUCGUUUAUGGCAAAGGGUGCAAGCGUGUCAUGAGAGUAUCAAAAACAACAAAUAUAAAAUAAUUUUAUAAUAUAAUCAUUAAUAACGUAUAUCCCAUAUGUGCGUAUGUAUUUAGAAUUUCUGCGCUGUUUUACAGUAAAUGAUAACAUUUGCUAAAAACAUAAUGAAUGAUCAAAUAAAUUAUCCGUAAAUAUGUGAAAA
Messenger RNA from Ceratitis capitata (Mediterranean fruit fly), 1117 nucleotides. RefSeq names its product eukaryotic translation initiation factor 3 subunit G-A (gene eIF3g1). The record is from RefSeq and is a predicted model, not a curated record. The transcript is spliced from 2 exons. Gene Ontology annotation, molecular function: translation initiation factor activity; RNA binding. Lineage: Eukaryota; Metazoa; Arthropoda; Insecta; Diptera; Tephritidae. Bases 107 to 916 code for a protein of 269 amino acids. Gene Ontology annotation, cellular component: cytoplasm; eukaryotic translation initiation factor 3 complex.